This is a messenger RNA of Kwoniella mangroviensis CBS 8507, 7272 nucleotides long. RefSeq lists its product as uncharacterized. The record is from RefSeq and is a predicted model, not a curated record. Gene Ontology annotation, cellular component: nucleus. The transcript has 15 exons. Gene Ontology annotation, biological process: nucleotide-excision repair. NCBI's taxonomy places the organism in Eukaryota, Fungi, Basidiomycota, Tremellomycetes, Tremellales, Cryptococcaceae. Gene Ontology annotation, molecular function: ATP binding; ATP-dependent chromatin remodeler activity; methyltransferase activity. The coding region runs from base 1 to 7272 and encodes 2423 amino acids.
AUGGCCAUAGCGUCACCCUCCGCCAGUCCUGCUCGAGCAAGUCUCAGGAGGUCAGCUUCACAGAAGAAGAUUGUCGAUAUGACACUGGACAGCGACGAUGAAGAUGAGUCUCAAUCAGUCAAAUCCAAGCAAGUCAAUGGAACAAAGAGGAAGAGGAUUGAGCUAUCAGUCACUCCCUCAGAGACAGCCGAAGCAUCGGCAUCAGCAUCGGAUAACGACAAUGACGAAUCAGACGACGAAGAAUACGAAGUUGAAUAUAUAGUAGAUUCACGAUACAUCAAAUUCCGUGGGAAGCGGACAUUGGAAUACCUUAUACAUUGGACAGGAUACUCUGUGAAAGAUAGAUCGUGGACUGUAGCAUCACAGUUUGAGAAUGAUGAUCCACCCGUGCUCCAAUUCUAUAAAAAGAAGCCCAAUAAACCUGGUGCAGAAGCUGUUUUAGGGAAACCAAGUUCGUCAGCGAAGACGGAAAAAGCCUCUUCGUCAACGAAGCUGGAAGCUUCGCCAAGUCUUCGAGAAAAUGAGAGGAAUAAACAAAAAACCCAAUCUCAGGAAAAAGAAAAUGAAAAAGAGAAAGAGAAAGAGAAAGAGAGAUCCAAACCGAAUCCUGCAUUAGGGAUAAAAGGGUUUUUCAAAGUACUUGAUCCCAAACUUACUUCCCCUUCUAUUUCCACACCAAAGGAUAGAAGCAGAAACAAGGAUAAAGAGAAUAUCAUACCCACGCCUGAACCCACCUCAUCAGACGUCGACAUGGAUACUCCCUCCAAAACCAAACCUAGAAGUAGACCAAGUAAAGGGGUAGUAACGAAAAGGGUGAUUCAAAAGAAAGAUACGAAAGAACCUCCUGCCAAAAGACGAAAGGCCGCCCCACCUACGCCGACUCCUGCCGACGACGAUGAUGAGCCGCAGUCCUCCAGUGAUGAAGACGAGGGAAGCGAUUUCGUCAUGGGCGAGGAGGCUGGCGAUAAGGAGGAUGAUGGUGCUAGCGAUGAUGACGAUGGGGAUUUCGAAUCUGAUGCUGAGAGCGAGGCGCCCGAGGAGGAGCAGGAGGAGGAUGAGCCUGAGGAGGAAGAUGUUAAGAAAUCCACUUCAACUGCGAGAAAAGUCGGAGGGUGGGGCGUGAAAUUCAACGCUCCCAAAAAAGCACCUGUGAACCUUAAGGGAUAUAAGACCGGUGUAAAAUCUUUGGGUCAGAAAUUAGAUAUCAGGAAUGCUAUCAAAAACAUGAGUGAAGAUUUACCACCCAUGAAUGACAUUGAAGUCAUGUUCGAUCAUUUGGUGUCUAGAAUGCCUGACAUCGUGCAAUUGGUGAAGAGACUGAAUGGAAGGAAACUGAGAGUAGCUACCAUGUGCUCUGGUACCGAAUCUCCUCUGCUCGCACUCAAUAUGAUCGCCAAAGCUAUCAAAGCCCAACACGACUUGACCUUGUCUUUCGACCACGUCUUCUCAUGUGAAAUCGAGCCUUUCAAGCAAGCCUAUAUCGAACGGAAUUUCGCUCCUCCAGUAUUGUUCAGAGAUGUUACUGAGUUGGGAAAGAAGAAGGCACAUACAGCUUACGGGUCACUAGUGGAAGUACCUGGCAAUGUCGAUAUCCUCAUUGCUGGUACAUCAUGUGUCGACUACUCCAAUCUGAACAACGUGCAACAAGAUAUCGAUGCAAAUGGUGAAUCAGGACGAACUUUCCGAGGAAUGCUUCAAUGGGUCAAGAAACACCAACCACCUGUGGUCAUCUUAGAGAAUGUGUGUAAUGCACCGUGGGACAAGGUGGUAGCUUAUUUCGCUCAGAUCGAUUACGAUGCGCAGUAUACACGACUCGACACUAAAGAGUUCUAUAUCCCUCACACUCGUACCCGAGUAUACCUCUUCGCAACCCCUUGCAAAAAGAACGACAGUUCUCACCUAGCCGAGAAGUGGGCCACGACCGUCAAAGAUCUGCGUAGACCUUGGUCAUCUCCCUUCGAAGCUUUCCUACUCCACACGGACGAUCCUAACAUCCACCGAGCCAGACUUGAUCUAGCUUCAGCUAAGGAGCAAAAGGACGGUACUCAACGAAAGGCGACUGAUUGGGGUCGAUGUGAAUCCCGUCAUCAUCGAGCUCGUCAGGAUGAAGCUCUCGGUAUCUUACGUCCUCUGACUUCAUGGCAAGAAGCUGGUGUAUGUAAAGGUUUAGAUUGGACCUGGAACGACUGGUUACUUGCCCAAACGGAAAGAGUGUUAGACUUGCUGGAAAUCUCGACGCUCCGAAUGGCCAAGGAAGGUACCGAUUCUGGAUUCAAAGCCUGUAUUUGGAAUGUCAGUCAGAACGUCGAUCGUCAGGCCGGUUCAUCGAAGACCGCUCUUGCCUCCUGUCUGACACCCAAUAUGAUUCCCUGGGUCACGACUCGAGGAGGACCUGUGACAGGAAGAGAGGCUCUCGCACUUCAAGGUAUUCCCGUAAGAGAAUUACUCCUCACAAGUGAAAAUGAAGAUCAACUCGCCGAUCUUGCUGGAAAUGCCAUGACUACCACUGUCGUCGGUGCAUCGAUACUUGCUGCUCUCAAAGUCGCCGUAGACAAGGUUACUGCUGGUCAGAACGCUAUUGCAGAUGCAGCAAAGAUCGAAGAGGAAGCUGCUCUCAACGAUGAUCUCGUGUCCAAACGAAUUGUUGGAGAGGAUCAACUUGAAAAACAUGAUUUGGACUUGGCAAAAGUUGCCAAAGCCGAUCUCAUGGAGAUACUGGAUUUAGCGGAAAGAAGUUCAAGACAUUGUCAAUGUGAAGGUCAAUCCGGAACUGCCUCACCCAUCGAAGAAUGUACGGCUUGUGGAUAUAGGGCUUGUAAAGCUUGUGGCGGAAGACCGGAUCAUCACUACGCUCCAUGCCAGAAUAUCAGAGUGGAACCUACCGAGUUCGAAAAGCGAUUCAAGGAAUUAUUACCCAUGCGAGUCAAGAUAGCUGGUCUAUCCGAAUCAUCCCUAUCAACUGUCAGGGAGAAAGCAAAGAAACUUGGUAAAGGUACAGUAGAGGAAAAAGAUUGGAAACUUUGGACGAAAGCUGUGAUCGAAGGUAUCGAAGAUGCUGAAUUUAGGUUUAGAUACCUGAAGAGACAAUACAUCUGGACAGCUGUAUACGAGGCUCCCAACGCUACCUUGGAUUUAUUCUUACAAGGUCAAACCCCCGAAUGGAGACUUACGAUCAAAGCUCCCGCCACUGAACCGAACAACAGUAGACUCAGAGCACUUCUCCUUCACCCGGUAGCAAGACUACGAUUCGAUAUCAAAGGUCAAGAUGUUCUAUGCGGACCUUGGGAACUCUGCGUACCAUCUCAGCAAUCUUUCCAGAUCGAAGUGAACGGUAAGGGAGAGCUCGUGCCUACAUGGCAAGCGUCUUUAGGUCUUCAAGCUGGUUUGGAAAAGACUCGAAGAUGGUCUCAAGUUGAGUUCGUACUGCCCGAAGAAGCCGAAGCUGCUCUUGAUCGCAAAUUAUCCGGGACUUAUACACUCUUGCCUAAAUGUGGUCAAGCGAUGUCGUCACUACACAAGAAAGAUUCUGAUCCCGCCGAUAAAGGAUUAGCCCCCCUCUACUUCUUCCUCGAUCCCACGCGAUGUGGAGAAUCAGAAGAUGAUCCAUACGUGUUCUCAACGUCGACUGAGAGAUUGGAUUUCGGUACCGAACGAGCGGUCAUAGCUGUAUUGGAACCUAAAUGGCGGGAAAACUCUAAGCCUCAACAGAAGGUCAGAUUGGACGUUAGAGGUGGAUGGGUUGUCUGUGACGAAGCUCACUUGACCGCUGUAGGAGGAAGCGACAUUGCAGUAGUGCAAGAUCAACAGUCUGCCGAUCACAUCAAGCGAGACACGGCCACCUUUGCGAUCCCACCUUCAGCCACCUCAGUCUCAGUCAACCUUGCCAACGACGGUUGUACCCAUGCUUCUGCCCUUUUGUCAUGCAGAGUGCCACUGGAUCCUGCCCAUUCAGAGAGUAUGUGGAGACCUAACACUUGGGGUGAGAUCGAUCUGCUCCAUCAAGGUAAUGCGACGUUCUCAAACCUCGCUUGGAUCACGGAGAGAUUGCCUCCCUUGGACGAGUUGAGUAAAUGGACUGCUUUGGCUGAUGUCGACGCCGCUGGUACCGCUUGUGAACGGUGUGCGCCCCGACCACCCAAGAUCCACUGGAUGAAGAAAGCUGGAAAACUCAAUAAGAACGGUGGUAAGACCAAAGCGACCAUCAUUGCUUUUGAGGACAAGCUUGAAGCUGGUCGAUACGAACAUGCUCUCAAAAACAGACCAGCUCCGUUCGUCGUGCAACUUCGACUAGACAAGGAUAUCGGCUCUUUCCGGGUUGGUCUGAACAUCGUGUCGCUCGCUCAUCGAGCUCUCUCGCGACUCCCCGUCAACGAAAAGAAAGGUCAGAUCAAACUUUCUUGGAGAUUGACUCCAGGUCAAGUGGCCGAUGUACCUGAACCACCUCGAGUAUUCAUCUUGCCCAGUAACAAGCGAGAUCCCGAACACGAGCAACCCAAGGGAUUCAAGCUUCCCUUACGUGUAGAGCAACUUCGAUCCUUAUGGUGGAUGAAAGAGCAAGAAGCAGCUACUGAUAAAACCCAUACUUUUGUCGAAGAAGAAAUCUCAGAAGCUGCUCUGCCCUCUUUGGGAUGGAGAGCUGAAGGUAAAGCGGAACGACCGGUGAUGAUUCGUGGAGGUGUUAUUGCCGAUCAAGUUGGUUAUGGAAAGACCAUUAUUUCCCUCGCUCUGAUCGCUGAAAGUAGGCAUAUCCCUGCACCUGAACCUGCUCCAGCUGGGCUUAUCGAUCUCAAAGCCACCUUGAUUGUCGUUCCCGGACAUUUGAGUAAACAGUGGCCAAGUGAGAUCACUCGAUUCACAGGUAAAAUGUUCAACAUCAUCGUCAUUCAAAAUAUGAAGGAUCUACAGCAGAAGUCGAUAUCGGAAUUAUCAAAAGCCGAUAUCAUUGUCAUGGCUUCCGAGAUAUUCGAGGCCGAUGUGUAUUGGGAAAGGUUCGAAUACCUGUCUUCACAGCCUGAAGAAUGGUUGAACGAUAAACAAGGUGGUCGAUUCUUCUCUGAUCGAUUAGAAACCGCCAUGGAAUCGUUGAAAGAACAAGUGGCGAUCUUAUCUGAAAAAGGAUCGGAAACUCUACAAAGCAAGAUGAAAGAGAGACAGAAAAAGCUGAAGGAGGAAUCGGAAAAGAAGAAAGAAGCUCACAAGACUUCUGAAUUUGGUAAGAGGAUGAAAGGGAAAGCCUAUAGAGAUAAAUACGAUGACGUGUCUAGUUCGAAGAAGAAGACGAAUAAGUCGGUGGAGGAUAUUGAGAAGUGGGAAGCAUCGGAAGAUGAACUUAGUGAGGACGAGGAUGAACUCGCGGCUAUUCCUGUACCUACCUUCAGGAAUGCAAAAGGAACCGAAUCGUUUUCAAGUUCUAGUGUACAGGAUAAUUACAAGAGAUUAUCAUGUCCUGUAAUGCAUAUGUUCCGAUUCCGACGAGUCAUUGCCGAUGAAUUCACCUAUCUAGACAAGAAAUCCCUGGCUGCUCUUCUGCGAUUAUCUUCUUGCUAUAAAUGGGUCUUAUCUGGUACUCCGCCGGUCAGCGAUUUCCCUGCCAUCCGAAGUAUCGCUGCAUUUAUGGGUAUUCACCUCGGUGUUCCAGACGAUGCUGAGGGAAACGCACAAGCUCAAAAAGCCAGAGCGAAAGAACAAACUCAAGCUGAAAAGUUCCACGCUUUCAGAGAAGUCCAUUCACAAGCCUGGCACAAACGACGAGACGAUCUGGCACAGGAGUUCUUGAACAUCUUCGUCAGGCAGAACAUCGCAGAGAUAGAUGAUAUUCCUACUGUCGAACAUAUUCACCACGUCAAACUUCCUGCUUCUGAAGGUGCUGUAUAUUUGGAAUUGGAGCACCAUCUUCAGGCUUUGGAGAUGCAAGCACGAAAAGAGACCAAAUUCAAGAAUGUCACUCAGGGAGAUCGAAAUGCCCGACUUGAAGAAGCUCUCAUCGAUUCGAAGACAGCCGAAGAAGCUCUCCUUAAGCGAUGUUGUCAUUUCACACUCGAUUUGACCGACAAGAAAAGGGAUGCGAAAUCCGCUCAAGAAGCUUGUGAACAUAUAACCGGAGCAAGAAGCCAACAGUUGAUAGGAUGUGAAGAAGACCUCUAUGGAUCGAUCAACGAGGCUGUCGCUUUACAUUGCUGGAUCAGGAAGAAGGGUAGUUUCGGAAAGAGCGAUCCUGAGAAACAACAUUUCCAGGAAUGGGUAGAUGAUUCCAGUAACACCAAGAAACAUCAAGGUGAUUCGGAAGCUGCCGAAAGGCUAAUCAAGGUCCUGGCUGAAUGCGGGAUCAAGAAUGGGUUAAUACCAUCCGAACCUGUCAAUGGGAAACCAGCCAAGAUUGAAAAGGGAGGAAAAGUCGAAGAUGUCAAAUGGCAAUUACGUGAACAUAGUCACCUCUUACGAAAAUUAUCAAAAGAGUUGGUAGCUCGAGUAAGAUCUCUAAGAUUCUUCGAGGUCGUCAGGAAACUUCAACGGAAUGGACCUGAAGCGAAAGCAGUAUUGGAAGCUUCAGAAUGCGGGCAUAAACCAUCUACCCACCCAGAUAAAGAAAUGGCGGUAUUAUCGUGUUGUGGACACGUUUCAUGUCUGGAAUGUAUGACUAGAUCAGCAGAUCAACAACGAUGUGUGAAAGGAGAAGAUUGUCAUUCCGCCGUUAGACAUACGAAUAUCGUUAAAGUGAAAUCAUUAGGUAUAGAAGGAGAGUUGUCAUCAGGUAGAUUCGGAGCGAAAUUACAAAAAUUAGUUGAUCUCAUACACUCUAUACCUAAAGAUCAGAGGGUAUUGGUAUUCCUGCAAUGGGAAGAUUUAGCUGGGAAAGUAUCCGAGGCCUUAUCUUCCGGAAAGAUAUCUCAUGUGACGUUGAGUGGGUCAGUCAAAGCUCGAGCGAACACUUUGGAUAGAUUCCAACAGUCUGAUCCGGAAGAUUCAUCAGAAGAUAGAGUAUUACUCCUCAAGGUCAAUGAUGCUUCUGCGGCAGGAUCGAAUUUGACAGUAGCGAAUCAUGUGAUAUUCCUUGGACCGCUGUUCACCAAUUCCUUAUUGAAUUAUCGAGCUGUCGAAACUCAAGCUAUAGGAAGAAUCAGACGAUAUGGUCAAAAUAAGAAAGUACACAUUCACCGAUUGUUGGCGUUGGAUACGAUUGAUAUGACCAUCUUCGAAUCAAGAAGGAACGAGUUGAUGGCUAAACCUGAUUACGAACAGGUACCGAUAGAAGAAUAUAAAGGGAAAAAUUAG